Messenger RNA from Drosophila mojavensis, 2299 nucleotides. RefSeq names its product flocculation protein FLO11 (gene Jabba). The record is from RefSeq and is a predicted model, not a curated record. The transcript has 9 exons. NCBI's taxonomy places the organism in Eukaryota, Metazoa, Arthropoda, Insecta, Diptera, Drosophilidae. Bases 272 to 2170 code for a protein of 632 amino acids.
UAGUGCUGCCUUGGUCAGUCACACGGGAGUUGUGCAACCGUUCGUUAGGUCUAUUUGCCAGUCGAUUGCUUCAGUGCCUUUUGCAAAAUCAUCUAUACAAAUUUUUGUUAAGAAAAUAAUUUAAGUAUAACGGCUGUCACGCAUGUUUUAAAAAAGAGCGGCAAAAGGGAACGCCGAAAAAUUCGCUGGAAAGAAGUAAAAGCUUUAACAAGUGCAAGAGAAAAGAAACACCGCAAGCCGAGCAGAGCAGAGCAGAAGCAGCAUCCGCAGCAUGGCACAGGAGACAACGAUGGGGGUUAAAGAUCAGCAUACGCAGCACGAUGUGAUCGGUGAUGAUGAAGUCAGCGAACUGCAGCGACCGCCCAGCUUCUAUCAGAAGGUGCGUGAGCAGGUGGAACGAUUUGCCAGCACUCGACUGGGUCAGUUCGUUAUUGAGAGGGCCGAUCGUGGCUUGAAGCUGAUCGAAGAUACAACCAAAUGGAGUUUGCCGCAGGAUAAGAACUCGAGCUCCGCUGUGCUGGAACGUCCUUUGCCCUGGGCUCCAUUCUUACUGCUGAUCAUUGUGCUGCGCCUGGUGCGCAUCUGGCUGUCAGUUGGUGCCUUGAUGAUAGGCAAUGGACCCGUGACGCCAACGGAUAUGAUAUACUUUAUACAAACGCGUCGCCGCAAGCUGCGCGCCAUUCGCGUCCAUGGCCUGAGGACUAUGCGCAAUAGGCAGCAGGAGUCCUCGAGCAGAGCGAGCAGCAACAGCUACGCUGAAAAGCUCAGCCAAUGGGUCUCACGUGCCAUCUGUCGACCAGGUGUGCAGCGCGCCAAUACCGGCAGACUCUUCAAUUCACGUGCCAUGGCAACGAACACGCAACAGAGUAACCAGAAGAAUGAAAGCGUCGCUAAGCGUCCGCGUGAUGACGACUUAAAUCCCGAUCAUAAUUUAACUAUUGAUGAGAUGCUCUCUAAAUAUGCCAAUGAGAACUCCGAGGAUGAUUCGGACUUCGUGCCGAAUGCCGAGGAUGAGAACACGACCAGCGGCACCAGUAGCGAGAGCGAAAGUGAAUCCAACAGCAGCGAGCAGAUCAGCAGCACCGAGGAGCAAGAGCAGGCAGAUCAGCACAAGGAGAACAUCAAACCUAAUAAAGCCACUGCAAAUAAUGUGCAGAAGCCGAAGGAACCACAGGCCACGCUCAAUGGCAAUGGCAAAGGCAAGGGCAACGGCAAUGGCAAUGAAAGGGAACCGAUGGAAGUUGCUGCCCUGAAGGAGGAGCAAUGGAAGUCCUCGCCCGGACACUUGAGCGCCGCCUUGCUGAACACGCGACUGUACAAUAAUACAGCAGCUGCAGCCAACACUGAGUCCACGAGCAGCAACAGCUCCCACACUGAUACUGAACCCAAUGAACCUGAUCCUGUGCCUGAUUCCAUUAACAUCAACUCCAGUUCCCACUCCGACUCGAACUCCAAUUCCAAUUCGAGCUCCAACUCCAAUUCGAACUCCAACUCCAGCACGAACUCCGAUACGGAUAGCAGCAGCACAAGUACCGUCUGCCCCCAGCAGCAACAAGACACCGAUACCUCCCACUCAGCUGAUCCUCAUGUGGCUGAUCCCACUGAGAUUACAGCUCAACCCACUGUAGAGACUCAAGCCACAAAGAUCCCAACGCCUGUCAACCCAGAUCCAUCCACUGCAGAGAUAUUAAAACCUGCCAGUCCAGCUCAAUCCACUAAGAUCCCAACGCUCGUCAUGCCAGAUUAUCCGACCUUGUUGCCCGCCCAUCUAGAUCAAUCCGCUGAGAGUGUAGAUCAAUCCACCAUUGAGACCCUAACGCCUGCCACCUCCUCUGAAGAUAUUUUCUAUAGUCCGAUUGGUUCGCCCGACACCUUCAAUUCCGACUUUGUCAGCCAGUCUGUGUUGCGUAAUGUCAUUAUCAAUGCGGUCCCCACCCACUCGACGCCCAACUCUGAGCUAGACGAAAUACAUUCAGCUGGCUCCGAUUUGGAGGAGGCAACCAGGCAGUGCAUUGCUCUCGCCCAUUCCCUCGAGCAACAGGAUACGCCGCCCUCAGCCAAGCAGCCCCCACUCAAGCAACCACAGCAACAGCAGCAGCAGCAGCAGCAACAGCAGCAACGGCACUACAACCAUCCUCAUCAGCGUUAUCGCGGACGCAAUCGACGCUAAGCGAAUAUAGCUCCAUAUAGCCUAGCCUAUACCUCAAUAUCCUCUACCCUAAAUCCUUGUUCUUAAAUAGUUUCUUUACUUACUUCCCAUAUUGUUAGCCUUAUACAGAAAGUAAACAUCAAGAACUUA